AAUUGUUGCUGUUGUUGUUGUUAUUAUCAUCUAUCGGUAAUUGUUGCGGUAUUCGCGGACAAAACGAUUUUGGGCGGGUCAGCAGGUGUGUUUCCGCUGAAGUCUGAGCGAGUAGUCUGUUCGAAAUUUAGGUAUUUUGGUCUGAUCGUCGACGAAACAAAAAUGAACUACGGCAGCAAGACAACGUUCAUCGGUUUUGACACGGACAAACGCAAAUUGCCGCUGUCCAAGAGGUUUGUGAUGUAUGCCUACGAUAAGGACACUGGAGAAAUAUUUGGUCGCACGCCGUCCAGUUGGGCCAAAAUUGGAUUAUUUUAUACAGCGUUUUAUUUAUCGCUUGUUGCUAUGUUUGGAGUAGUUUUGUGGUUUUUUUUCCAAACUCUUGAUCCUCGUACUCCAACUAGACAACUUGAACAUUCACUAAUUGGAACAAAUCCAGGUUUGGGAUUUAGACCUAUGUCUAAUGAAACUCACAGCACUUUAAUUCAUAUCAAUAGUAAAUCUGUUCAAGAUUAUUCAGUGUGGACAGAAAGACUCGUCAAAUUUUUAGAUGUGUACAAGAAACCAGGUUUGACACCAGGAAGAGGUCAAAAUAUCGCAACUUGUAAUUACGAUAAACCUCCUGGAAAAGGAAAGGUCUGUGAUAUUGAUGUGAAAGCAUUUAAUUCUUGCACGGAAGAAAAUCGGUUCAAUUUUCAUCGCCAAGGACCUUGUAUUUUUCUUAAGCUGAAUAAAAUUUAUGGUUGGAAUCCUAUAUUUUAUGAUAAUCCAAAUGACCUACCACACGAUAUGCCAAAAAGUUUGAAAGACCACAUCAAAAAAAUAACCAAUCCAGAGGAAUUGAGAACUGUAUGGGUAUCAUGUGAAGGAGAAACUGUGUCAGACAAAGAACUCAUUGGGCCAAUGGCAUAUUGGCCCAUUCCUGGAUUUCCUGGUUACUUCUUUCCAUUCGAAAACUCUGAAGGAUACCUAAGCCCUUUGGUUGCAAUUCAUUUCAAAAGUCCAGCAAAAAGUAUUGUAAUCAACAUUUUGUGCAAAGCAUGGGCAAAAAAUAUUGUUCAUAAAAAAAAUGGCAUAAACAGAGGAUCUGUGCAUUUUGAAUUGAUGAUGGAUUAACAUAUCAUCAUACAUUUUAUAAUUUUUAAGUACCAAAUUUAUUUUUAAACAAUGUUACAAGAUUUGCUUGCUUUGAUUAAAAGUUGGACUUAUUGUUUAUUUAUUACUUUAUUCUCUACAACGAUGGUGUAACAAAAAUUCUUUGUUUGGAAUUAUUGUAUAUUAAGUAUUCCAUGUAGUUUUGCUGGUUACCAGUCUUACAAUUACAACUCUUAAGUUACAUCAUUGUUGAUGAUAAAUUAUGAAUUAUUAAUUGUCUUUUACAUUAUUUUUUUACAUGUCAAACUAUGCACAUAUCAAUGAUAAAAACUUCGGUUUUAAGUACAUUAUUUCAUUAAUUUUAUUCUAUAACUUUUAUCAUAUGUUUAAACUAUAUUUUUUUUAACCAUGUUAUAUUUAUGAUUCGUCCAAUGUAUACCAAUAUUAUUAAUUAUUAUGUAUCUCGUCAUAACACAAAAUCCAACACAUAUUGAAGACUGAUUUUUUAACAAGACAUCUUUUAAACUAAUAAAAAUACUCCUCCAAGAUUCAUAUGUAAUAAUAAGUUAUUUUUUUUACAAUUACACAUGUGUUGUCAAAUUAUAAAUACUAUUGUGUGUGCUAGAAUAAUAAUUAACAAUUUGUGUUCAAUAAGUCUAGAAGUUAAGCAAUUAUGAUCUGACUAUUAAAUUAUGCUUUUCUAAGCAUUAUUUAGAAUUAAGUAUAACAUUGUUUAAUGCAUGGAAAUAAUUGACAUAAUUUAAAAA
This is a messenger RNA of Myzus persicae (green peach aphid), 1862 nucleotides long. RefSeq names its product sodium/potassium-transporting ATPase subunit beta-2-like. Gene Ontology annotation, molecular function: ATPase activator activity. The transcript has 8 exons. Gene Ontology annotation, biological process: intracellular sodium ion homeostasis; potassium ion import across plasma membrane; intracellular potassium ion homeostasis. The record is from RefSeq and is a predicted model, not a curated record. The coding region runs from base 163 to 1116 and encodes 317 amino acids. Lineage: Eukaryota; Metazoa; Arthropoda; Insecta; Hemiptera; Aphididae. Gene Ontology annotation, cellular component: sodium:potassium-exchanging ATPase complex.